AUGCAGGACCACGAACACCGGAAGCAUAAGCUGUAAGAAGGGGUUGUGGGAUUAUGUUACUCGGUUAUUCGUCUUGUGAGAAACGAACGCCGAGCGCGCAAAGAUACGAAAAGAGAGCUCAUUCCACGCUGACUUGGGUUGACUGGGUAGCUCGAGCUUUUUGAGCUCAUACAUACAUAUAGUGCAAGUCAUAUAAAUUUUUUAUUGCUACUAGUCUGUUGGGGAAGUUGCUGGAGUAAUUUCAGCGGCAUGAACUUUGAGAAAACAAAGGUUUUGUUGGCAUUGUGCAAUUUGUGGCUUUUCGCACCAUGCAAUAGGCUUUUUUUCGUCGCUCGCACAAUGACUUUCUUGCACCGUGCAUGUCGCAAAAAUUGCUUCAAAGACGCGAAGGGAUUUGUCUAGUGGUUUCAGAAAGUGCGGAGACUUUUUGAUGAAAGCCGCGUCGUGCAUAAAACCCAUUUUUUGCGGCGUGAAUUUGACCCUCUGAACAGUGCAAGUGCAAUAUCGCAGCGACGCAAGAUUUUCUCAAGGGAGCCGGCGCAAAAAGAAAUUUCACAGUGCCAAAUGUUUCAAAAAGGAUAGCGUCGCGCAACAUGCACCGUGCGAUGCGAAAAAAGGCCGAAAAAAGUCUACGCACUUUGAAGAACGACUAAUAGUAAAUGUCAUAUGAAUUUUACUUUAUCGAUCUUACUAUACACUUUUACCAUUUUUUUUGCUUUUUCAGAACAGAAGACCUCGACGGCUACGUAAUGACGGACUGGAUUGGGAUAUCGGCCAUCUUAUUCUUCUACCUCCUCAUUCUCGGCGUGGGGAUAUGGGCCGGAAAGAAGACGGACAAAACCAAGACGAAGAGUGGGGAACAAGUAGCCGAAGUGAUGCUGGCCGGUCGGAAUAUCGGGACAGUCGUGGGGAUCUUCACCAUGACCGGUAUGUUGCGAGGAACUCGGCAAAAGUUUUUGGGAAUUUUCUGGGACUCUGCAUUGUGAGAAUUUAUGCGAUAGUUGAACACAGAAUUUCUCUCCGAAAAACACCAUUUUGCACUGUGCAAUUCCGUUUUUUGCGCUACGCCGCGCUCGAUUCCCAUCUUUUCGGGGAACGCUAGUCGCGCCAUGAAGUCCGCAGAAUAUUGCAGGGUGUGUUCAUACCCUUUUUCGCCCGUGCCCUCCCGUUUUUGCACUAGCGGCAUGAACUUUUCUGCGAGCACACUUUGUGACGUCGCCGAAAAAAUUCUGCGGACUUUAUGGCGCAACUAGUAGUUCAAGUAAAAUUUAUUUUUCGCAAAAAAUUCCCAAGACUUUUUACCGCAAGGUACUUAUUUCCUUGAAAAAAAUCAUCCUCCAUUCUUCAGCAACUUGGGUUGGAGGCGCUUACAUCAACGGCACGGCCGAAGCGCUCUAUAAAAACGGGAUUCUCGGGUGUCAAGCGCCGGUCGGCUACGCGCUCUCCUUGAUGUUCGGUGGAAUUUUGUUCGCGAAAAUCAUGCGAGAGAAGGGCUACAUCACCAUGCUGGACCCAUUUCAACAAAAGUACGGUCAACGAGUCGGUGGGCUGAUGUUUAUCCCGGCCUUGUUGGGCGAGAUCUUUUGGUCGGCCGCCAUUUUGAGCGCACUCGGUAAGGCCCCAUCACUCUCUGACUGUGCCUCUUUUUGUUAGGCUCAACUCUGGCUGUAAUCUUGAACAUGGAUAUCACAGCGUCGGUGGUGAGUUCGGCCUUCAUUGCCGUGGCGUACACUCUGUUUGGCGGUCUGUACGCAGUGGCAUACACAGAUGUUGUUCAACUAUUUUGUAUAUUUAUUGGACUGGUAAGUUGCGCUAUAUACUUUUUGUACUUAGAGAAACGUCUACGCACUUUUGAAAAAGCAUAAUAAUAAUAGACAAAUGCAACUAUGUACACACUUUCAGUGGGCUGCAAUUCCCGCCGCCGUACUCGAGAACAAAACAUCCAGCAUCCUGCACAACCCCUCGCAAUGGAUCGGCGAGGUGGGCGGUUCGUGGCCGGAUAUUUUCCUUUGGUGGGACAACAUGCUCCUCACCAUAUUUGGAGGUAUUCCAUGGCAAGUGUACUUCCAACGGGUCCUCUCCUCCAAGACCUCACGCGGCGCUCAAAUGCUGUCGUACGCCGCCGGCGCUGGCUGCAUUGUAAUGGCGAUCCCGCCGGCUUUGAUUGGCGCAAUCGCCAGGAAUACAGAUUGGCGAUUGACCGACUAUCGCCCAUACAAUAAUGCGACCAAACUGGAGCAUAUCCCACUGGAACAGAGCAGUAUGGUGGUUCCGUUGGUUCUGCAGUACUUGACGCCCAAGUGGGCGACUUUUCUUGGGUUGGGUGCGGUUUCGGCCGCUGUAAUGUCAUCGGCCGACUCGUCGGUACUUUCGGCGGCUUCGAUGUUCUCUCACAACAUCUGGAAACUGACGAUUCAUCCAAUGGUAAGCAGUUUAUACGAGGCAUUACAUAUAGACCUAAUGAAACUGGUAAUCAAAAAGCUACUACUUUCAGGCGACCGAAUCCGAGGUCAUUCUCAUUAUGCGAUUUGCAAUCAUCAUGGUCGGGGUGUUGGCAACAAUGAUGGCGUUGACUAUCCACUCCGUUUACGCGCUGUGGUAUCUAUGCGCUGAUCUGGUAUAUGUGAUCCUGUUUCCGCAGCUAUUGUGUGUAGUUUAUUUCGAAAAAAGCAAUACGUAUGGAUGCUUGGCGGGGUACCUUGGUGAGUAAGCCCGUUUGUGGCGCUUUUACUGUGAUUUGUUUCUGUAUAGUAUAUAAUAUGUUAGUAUGCACUUUAUGAAAAUGUCAGUCUGUCGGGAAAAUAAUGGGCGCACUGUCGCUGCGCCAAUCGCGUCGCUGGAAUGAAAGGAAAUUUCAUUUUGCGGCGACACAAUUCAUUUUCUCGGCGGCAAUGCAAUUUUCGAUGCGAUAUAAUGCUCCUUAUUUUCCCGACAAGCUAAUACUAUAAUAACAAUAACUUUUCUCCUAAUUUUUACUUACUUUUCACCUUUAGUUGGAAUGAUCCUCCGGCUCAGCGGCGGCGAGCCGCUUCUGCAUCUACCAGCCCUCAUCCACUAUCCAUAUUAUGACGCUGCCACCAACGUACAAUAUUUCCCCUUCAAGUCAAUGUCGAUGCUCAUUUCACUGGCGAUCUCCGUCUCAGUCUCGUUGAUAACUCACUACCUAUUCACACGACGAAUAGUCACCGAGGAGUUGGACAUUCUUCACUGCGUCAUAGUCGACGAAGAAGAGUUGGCGCGGCGGAAAAGCGAGAGCAUUUGCUUGAACGGAACAGUGUUUGAUAUGAGAUAUCCGAGAUCAGGGAGUCUGCCGACUCAUAUUUAG
Messenger RNA from Bursaphelenchus xylophilus (pine wood nematode), 3325 nucleotides. Lineage: Eukaryota; Metazoa; Nematoda; Chromadorea; Rhabditida; Aphelenchoididae. The record is from the annotation of a GenBank genome assembly.